GAAAUUCUCAUUAGAAACCUAUAUACUCGUUUACUGCUUAUACAUUAAUUUAGACGAUUAUUUGCUGAAAACAUGAAAGGCUGCGUGAUAUUACUCUUAUUCGGUGUGGCAGCCCAGCUGAAUGCCUCUGUCAUACAGCCGGCCAACGUUUCUGAAGUAGACGGGGAUAGCAUACGCGUCUCUAGGAGUGCGGAGGACGGUGCUGAAAAUGAGGGGAGUGUUGACGGCAAGCGUGAUACGGUGGAGUCAGAGAUAGACUCGGCGAAGAGUCUUCGUCGUAGCGACGAUGGUAGUGUUGACAGCAGGCGUGAUACAGAAGAGUCAGAGAUAGACUCGACCAAGAGUCUUCGUCGUAGCGAUGAUGGUGCGUUCGACAACAAAGUACUCGCAUUUGGCCUGGACACCGGCGUCGUUGACACCAAGAACAGCUUCGUGGAGUCCCUCUCGAACGCCUUCAGCGGCCUGGUGCAGCCCCAACACGUGCGCUCCAACACAGGCGACAAGAAAACGAAGCCCCUGGCCCUGGAACUGCGGUCUGACGCAAUUCUGCAUGGUGUGGAGAACUUCCUCGCCUCGCCCAAGCUGAAGAAGUUUACCCACGAGCUGGCCAGGAAAGCCGCCGUCAUCUACAGGGCUAUUGAAAAGGUGUUCUAAAGGGUCUAUAUUCGGUCGCAUAGUAAUUGAUUGUCCUAAUGUAAUGUUACGCAUUUACCAGUAACCUUUAUCAGGCUGACAUUUCAAAAAUGGCAAUCGAAUGUCAGUCUUACUCAUCGAAAAUAGAACACUGCAUGUUUGAAGUGCCGUAAAGGAUUAAGGGGGUUUUCGAAAAAAAUGGUACCUUUUACUUUUUUUCGAAAAACCAUCAACUUUUGGGUUAUUUAGACUCAGAAUUAGGUCCUCCUAUAGGUAUAGGUAGGUUAUCUAGAAGAGAUCCCAAUUAGGGUUAAGUUCGCCUUUGUACUAUACAUUUAUGUUUUAUUUGAUGUAGCCAAUAUUCCCAUCUUUUAGUACAAUAAAGUGUUUACUUACAACCUAAUGCCAAAAUAUUUUCGAAAAUACUUUCUGUUUCAGCUGGAAAAUUAUGCGAAGGGUUUUAUGCGUAACAUUACAUUAGGACAAUCAAUUAUUAUGCGACGAGAUAGGCACCGAGCUCUAAAACUGACUCACACGUGAGAUUUUAGUAGAAAAGAUAACUUGGUUUAUGUGAUUUGAUUUACUCAAAAAGGUAAAUAAAGGUGUCAUC
Messenger RNA from Cydia splendana, 1243 nucleotides. RefSeq lists its product as uncharacterized. NCBI's taxonomy places the organism in Eukaryota, Metazoa, Arthropoda, Insecta, Lepidoptera, Tortricidae. The record is from RefSeq and is a predicted model, not a curated record. Bases 73 to 654 code for a protein of 193 amino acids. The transcript has 6 exons.